CCGAGGUGCUCUGCCUCCUCAGUUCUAGUAGUAGUUUAUUGCGUUCGAGUCCAAGCAACUUCAUGAAACGCCUCUUGAUUGGUAAACACUGCUGAAAUCCGCCAAAAUGGGCACUGGGGAUUACAUCUGCAUAACAGUGCGCGGAGGAGCGCCAUGGGGGUUCAGGGUGCAAGGUGGCAAAGACAAAAUGCAACCUUUACAGGUCUCAGAGAUUGAAGAAGGAGGCAGGGCUAGCCUUGCUGGUCUGUGCAAAGGAGAUGAGGUGGUGUCAAUAAAUGGAGAGCCUUGUUCAGACUUCUCACACUCUGAAGCCACAUCUGUCAUUGAAAGCCUGGCUGAUAGCCUGCAAUUGCUUGUGAAACGGUCUUCUUCUGGAUUACAUGAGCUCUCCGAUCCUGACUCUGAGAAGGCAUACUUUGGUGAAACUAGUGCCAGUGUGGGCCUUGAGAGCACGACUCUGCAGAUCUGGCCAUCCAGCAAGGCCCCCACUACGAGAGAGCUUUACAUCUCUGAGUCUCAAGAUGAAGCCUACUAUGGAGAAACAGAGAGCGACACAGACCUGUCAGGGGGCACCAGGCAGGGAAACCCCAAAUUUCAUGGAACAGAUAGGGAAUACCCAAGAGAGAGGUGCAGCCUAGAAACUCCUAGCAGAGGCAGAGAGAAGGGAGCAUUCUACCCAGGAGCAGUAGUGGAGCUCCAGUUGUCCCUCUCAGAUCACAGAUACAGAGACCCCCAGGCAGCUGAUGUCAGUGUUACGAGGGGUGAGAAAAGCAGUGCUUCAUGGGUAAAUCAAGAAGAAGAGGACAACCAAGGCCUUGAAUCCGCCAACUCAGAGAGUAACAGACAGGAACCCGUCCGCACCAUUGAAACCCAGUCCGUCCAGCUGUCUCGGGUCAAAAGGCAGGUGCUUGGAGUAGACGAAUUGGUUAGCUCCUCAUCCUCGCUCGGCCGAGUGGAGGUGACCCUAGAGUGCCCCGUCCGGUGCACGCAGCAGCAGCAGGAGGAGGAGGUAUUGGUCUGCAGGUCUGAGUCUGGUCUGAGUGGGUGUGAUUCUCAAGUGGAAGGAGGGCACACUGAAGCACCUCCUGCUUCUGUCUCCUUUGGAGUUUCAUCAGAGGGUGAAGAGCAGGGAGAAGAAGAGAGGGAUUCAGAGUCAGGGAAGGAUCACAGCAGACCUAACAAGCACCGGGCAAGGCACUCCAGGCUCAGGCGCAGUGAGAGCCUGUCGGAGAAGCAGGUAAAGGAGGCCAAAUCUAAAUGUAAGCGCAUUGCCUUGCUGCUAACUGCAGCUCCGAAUUCCAGCAACAAGGGGGUGUUAAUGUUCAAGAAGCACCAGCAGAGGGCCAAGAAGUACACACUUGUUAGCUACGGGACCGGAGAGAGCGAGCCAGAGGAGGGCGAGGAGGGUGAGGAAGGCUACGACAAAGCCAUUGAGGUCACUUUACUGGCCACCAGUGAAUCAGAGAUUGACGAGGAUUUCUUCACUGAUACCAACGGCCGAGCCCGCAUUGUGACAUUUGAUUGGGAUACAGGAUUGCUGGAAAUAGAGAAGAAACUUAACGACGAGGAAGAGAUGCAACGUCUGCCUGAGACCAAGGGCAAAGGGGCCCUGAUGUUUGCCAAGAGGAGGCAGAUGGUGGACCAGAUCACGGCUGAACAGGAAGAGAUGCGAAGGAUGGGGAUACCAGUGGAGGACCACAGGGAUGUCGAUACACAACAGAGUUCAGAGGUCACCCAAAGCACUUCUUACCAAAUGCAAGAGAGCUCUUACUCACAGUCCUCAAUGCAAACAAAAAGCGACAUGAGCCAGGGUUACUUUGAUGUCAAUCAGCAGAUGAAGCUACAGCAACAGCAACAGCAGCUAAAUCAUGGUCACCCUCCUGGAGGGCCCAAUGUAAAUGGAGUCAAUGGGAGGUCUGAGAUGGUUCAUCACAGUUCUGCUUACCAGACAACUGAAUACCAGAAGUCCAAUGUUACCAACAGAACAGCCAGGCCCUUCACUGGUGUGCAGAACAGAGUGCCAGCACCGUUUUCACCUACUAGAAGUGUGACCAGCCCAGUGUCAGAUCAUCCUGCCCCACACUACUCUUCUCUCAGCUCUCAAACAGAAAACAAGUACAGGGUAGUAAUACCUCCUGUGCCUGUCAAUAUUCACUCGCAAGUGUGGUCACCUACAGGCUCUGGGGAGCAGAUUGCAUCCCGAGAUGAACGGAUCUCAGUUCCAGCAAUCAGGUCCGGGAUUUUGCAAGAGACACGAAAAAGGAACACUGGAAAGCCCAUGUUUACCUUCAUAGAGCAACCCAAGGUAUCACCUAACCCUGAGCUCCUGUCCCUUCUUAACAAAGGGGACAAGCGGGCUCCGCUGGCAGGCUUUGAGUCAGGCCCAGAGGAAGACUACCUCAGUCUAGGUGCUGAGGCUUGCAAUUUUCAGCAGUCCUCCGCCGUCAAGCAAAAGAUGCCUCCUCCUGUAGCUCCCAAGCCAUCUAUCAACCCAGCGUCACCCCCUUGGUCUCCUCACCCAGAUGUGUCCAACCAAGCUCCAUCCUUUCCUAUCCAAAAAGCAGUACCUGCUCCUGCUCCUGCGCCUGCUCCUGUUUCUAUUCAAGCCCUGCCACCACAGCAACCAGUCAGUAUGUGGAGCCAGCCUCAAACCACUUUGAAGACUGCGGUGGCUCCUCACGAUCCCCAGUCAGUGACCUUGGCUCAUUCAUAUUCCUCUAAAACACCACCGACCACUCCAGUUGGUAAUGUCGCUCCAACUGGUGGAGUGAGCCAAGCCUAUGAGAUGCAAGCCUUGAAGGGUAGAGGUGCAGAGCUGUUUGCAAGGAGGCAGUCUCGUAUGGAGAAGUUUGUGGUCGACUCCUCAACUGUGCAGGCCAACAAACCCAGAUCCCAGUCACCAACCCCAUCCCUACCUUGCUCAUGGAAAUACUCAUCCAACAUCAGAGCCCCUCCUCCGUUGUCCUACAACCCUAUCCAUUCUCCCGCCUACCCCCCAGGGGCAAUCAAGAACCAGCCCCAGUCUGGCCCUACAGGGAAGACCAAAACCAAAGGGAAAAAACCCACCAAAGUCCUCCAUGCUUUGGAUGUCAUGAAACACCAACCUUAUCAGCUGAACUCCUCUCUCUUCACCUAUGACCCACCCACUGACGCCAAAACCCCUCUGCCCAAAGCUGCCCCUGCCUCUUCAAAACAGCCCAUCAUGUACGAACCCCUGCCCCCUGUGAAGUCAGCUGGACAGAUGAACGCUGCGUAUUCUGCCCCACACCAGCAGCCCCAGGUUUGCAGAGGACCAUCCUAUGGGUUAUCUCCUUUGUCGCCAGCUGUGCAAGUUGGUUCCUUCCAGCUUCCUGCUAACGCCUAUACAGCGCCAAGCUAUCCGCUGUAUACCAAGCAAGAGUCAUCAUCCUUAGGGGGCGCUAUGCUUAGGGCUCCCAGGCCCAAGUUCUCAGCCAAGAAAUCUGGAGUAGCAGCCCAGGGUAUUCAAAGGAGUCAUUCACUUAUCCUGCCUAGGAGGACAUCACCACCAGGCUACCAGCACAGCUCCCCCUGCGCUACCCCUGUAUUCUUGCCUACUAACAGACCGGUAGAAAGACAAAGCUCUUUGCUGGAUAAAGACCACAAGCCACCAACACCUUGGCAGGCUGCAGCGAGGAACCCUCUGGGUUUCGUAGAUGAAGCUUUUACCUUCCAAAACAUCCAAGAGUCCAUAGCUUCCAAUGUUAUUUCAGCAGCACAGAGGAAAACAAGACCAGAGCCGCCAGCCGAAUGGAAGGAAAGGGUGUCCUAUGUACCACCUCCAAAAAGUGGAUACAGCUACCUGGGGCAAGGAACUGCCCCUUCCCCGUCAAAAAGUGCCUACUCAGCUCCGGCAUCCACAGCUCAGUACUGGUCUCCAGUCAAACACUCCUUUAACCAACAGCGGUCAAUGACUGAAUCCGACAUCCAGUACAAGGGUUCAGGAUCUCACUAUGGGGUGUAUGGCAAGUCCGGGAGUGACCCCAAUUAUAAUACAUAUCCCACUGCCUGGAGACAGUAAACGUGAGAGAAAUAAAUUUCUUUUAUAAUAAGGAAGGUGUUUUACAAUAAUACAAUAAUAAGGCGCUGUUAGGGACAUAAUUCAUCCUUGCUUGUGCACAUACAUCAUAUAUUGACUCACUCACUACUGAAACGUAUACACUCACUAGUGAAAGUCAUCAGUCACAACCGCCCACCUACAUCGCUCCCACCAGUCAUUCUAAUUUUGAACGCCAGUGCAUGCG
Molecule: messenger RNA, 4262 nt
Organism: Polyodon spathula (Mississippi paddlefish)
Lineage: Eukaryota; Metazoa; Chordata; Actinopteri; Acipenseriformes; Polyodontidae
Product: synaptopodin-2-like
Exons: 5
Coding region: 107-4039 (1310 amino acids)
Biological process (GO): positive regulation of actin filament bundle assembly
Cellular component (GO): actin cytoskeleton; nucleus; Z disc
Molecular function (GO): actin binding
Source: RefSeq, a predicted model, not a curated record